Gongylonema pulchrum is the source of this 471-nucleotide messenger RNA. NCBI's taxonomy places the organism in Eukaryota, Metazoa, Nematoda, Chromadorea, Rhabditida, Gongylonematidae. The record is from the annotation of a GenBank genome assembly.
AUGGAGGAAGUGGAGUCGUCAUCGGAGGAGUUCCCUGCAAAGAAGGCGAUGGUCGUCGAUGAAGUAGAGCAGCUGGAUAAAGGACGCGCUGAAUUGGCGCAGUAUAUACUCUAUACACAGUGCCGAGGAAAAGGUUGCAUCAAGGAAGCCGAGGUGAGACAGGUGCUUUCGAAAAUCCGAGCUGGAAUGAAACGAUCCCGGUGUAUUGACCGAACUGUUGAAUAUCUCGAGGGAUUUUUUGGCAUUAAGGUGUCAAAAGUGGAAACAUUGCAAGGAUUCCGCUUAUAUAUCGGAAAUGCAUUGGAAACAAACAACGAUGAGGCUUAUUCUGACAUAAAAAAUAGGCGAUCAGAUGAGGAAAAAGCAAAAUACGGAGUGCUGAUUGCAGUGCUGAUGUUUAUUUACAUGGUGCGUCGUCCAGGAGCGCAGACUUAUGCUGUUCCGGAAAAACUUUUCCGUGUCAGACCUUAA